AUUCACCCACCCACCCAGCCGGUCCACCGAAGCUCCCGUGCGGCUGGCUGACUGACUGACUGGCUGACUGGCUGGCUGCCUUCCUUCCUUCGCUUGUCGCGGCUUGGACUCGAGCAGAGCAUAACCACGCGCAAAUGUCGUCAACUUAUCUUGACGUUUGCGUCCGGCCAUGAAUUUUGGCUGACGGACUGGACUGACGCCAAGAUGAAGUCAGGUGGGCGCAAGCCACCGCUGGCCCCCAAACCCAGUCUGGCCCAUCUGCCGCCGCCACCGGCAACGCCUUCAUCGGGCCAAAAACAAGUCCCGUGGCAGCGGUCUCCCGGGCCCGGGAGGAAGAGCAAACCCCCGCUGGCACCCAAACCCAGCCUCUCCGAGCCGAACUCCAAAGCGGCGGCGGCGGCGGCUCAAAGCCCGCAAACGCCGGGCCAAAACGGAGCGCCGGGUGAGCGCGUAAAGCCAAACUGGGAUGCCAUUUUCCCAUUUGCCCUGUGCAGCCAGAAAAAGUGCCGCUUGCCUCCGGGACAGUCACGUCAGCAAAACGGAGAUAGACGUUGAGAAGGGCAGAACCGGAAAGAGCGCAUCCCCGGAGAGA
Molecule: messenger RNA, 592 nt
Organism: Syngnathus acus (greater pipefish)
Lineage: Eukaryota; Metazoa; Chordata; Actinopteri; Syngnathiformes; Syngnathidae
Product: classical arabinogalactan protein 7-like
Exons: 2
Coding region: 205-555 (116 amino acids)
Source: RefSeq, a predicted model, not a curated record